GUCAACUUCUAUGUAAGGGUGAAGGCAAUUUAUACCCUUGGACACAGUGUAUCUCUGAUUGCUCUUACAACAGGAAGCAUAAUUCUUUGCCUUUUCAGAAAACUUCAUUGUACUCGGAACUACAUCCAUCUGAACCUGUUCCUCUCUUUUAUUCUAAGAGCAAUCUCUGUUUUAGUCAAGGAUGAUAUUCUGUAUUCCAGCUCCAACACAGCUCACUGUCCAGAGGAUCAAACCUCAUGGGUGGGCUGCAAGGCUAUUUUGGUAUUUUUUCAGUAUGGUGUUAUGGCAAACUUUUACUGGCUCUUAGUUGAAGGACUUUACCUCCACAUUCUCCUUGUGCUAAUAUUCUCCCCGAACAGACACUUCACAAUCUACCUGCUGAUUGGAUGGGGAAUUCCUACCAUAUUCAUUAUUACGUGGACAGUGACACGGAUCAUUUUAGAGGACACUGG
This is a messenger RNA of Tauraco erythrolophus (red-crested turaco), 452 nucleotides long. The record is from RefSeq and is a predicted model, not a curated record. NCBI's taxonomy places the organism in Eukaryota, Metazoa, Chordata, Aves, Musophagiformes, Musophagidae.